This is a messenger RNA of Theileria parva strain Muguga, 618 nucleotides long. It is a transcript of the gene rpb-5, whose product is annotated as DNA-directed RNA polymerases II and IV subunit 5A. Bases 1 to 618 code for a protein of 205 amino acids. The transcript is spliced from 6 exons. The record is from RefSeq and is a predicted model, not a curated record. Gene Ontology annotation, biological process: DNA-templated transcription. Gene Ontology annotation, molecular function: DNA-directed RNA polymerase activity; DNA binding. Lineage: Eukaryota; Apicomplexa; Aconoidasida; Piroplasmida; Theileriidae. Gene Ontology annotation, cellular component: RNA polymerase I complex; RNA polymerase III complex; RNA polymerase II, core complex.
AUGGAUGACGAGGAAGGGAGGUUAUUCAGAUGUAGAAGGACCUGCUGUGAAAUGCUAGAAGACCGUGGUUACUUCAUUCCUGUCCAAGAAAAGUUGGAAACAUUCGCAGAAUUUAAAGCUAGAUAUGAGAUGCAUGAGAAAGUGCGUUCUAAAAUGUUACUAGUUGCAUCCCAGAGGACAGCUUCAGAAAAUAAAUUACUGGUUUACUUCGCUGAUGAGAAGAAGAAAACAGGUGUAAAGCCCAUCAGAGAACUUACUGAGCGUAUGGAAGACCACGAUAUACACAGAGCCAUUUUAGUAACUCAAAAUGUUCUAACUCCUUUCGCUAAAGAUGCGAUAAUGGAGGCAUAUCCCAAGAAUAUAAUAGAGAAUUUUAUGGAAACUGAGCUUUUAGUAAAUAUAACUAAGCAUGAGCUGGUACCAAAACAUAUUCCUCUAACGAUGGAAGAGAAACAAAAUCUACUCCAGAAAUACAAGGUUAAGGAGAGUCAGAUUCCUAGGAUUCAGUCUGCAGAUCCAGUAGCAAGGUACUUUGGUCUAUCAAAGGGACAGGUUGUUAAGAUCAUUCGACCAAGUGAAACAGCUGGAAGAUACGUCACAUUCAGACUAGUCGUAUAA